GAUCUUUGCUGGUGGGAAUGCCAACGCCAGUGCCGGCAUUUGACAUCCUCGUAUCGUCGAAAGAUGAGGUUGUCCGAGACAUGGCACUCCUGGCGGAGGAGCUCUGGGACGUUGCGUCGAUGGCCCACGGUCCAACAGGACGAUGCAUCGUCAUUCAACCAAACAAAGACUGUGGCGAUGCUUGUAUUGUAACAUCGAGCGCCAAACGCAUCAUGGAACACUUGAGGUUGACAUCUUCCAUGGGCACACUCUUCGCGCAAUAUGUACAAAGCCAUCUAAAGCAACAUCGAGACGGCGGACUGUUUUGCAUCAUGCUCGCCUCCUCCAUGCUUCGGCGAGUCCAUAGCGCUUUGGAAAGCAUCCCAAAGCACCGAUUGUUCUCGGGACUGCGCCUUGCGCAGGACUGGGCGUUGGACGAGCUCCACGACAUGCAAGACGACUUAGAUUGGAGUGACGCGGAAGCGAUUGCAGCAGUUGUACGAGGCAUUGUGUCACCCAAGUUUGUCGCGAAUGUGUCGGAAUCGACAGUGGCCACGUUGAUGCAAGUGUUUGUGCAACACCUUCCUUGGUUGUUGGAACAUCCAACGAUACCGCCGAUCGUUCGAGUCGUGGCAUCAAGGCAGCGCCUUCCUGGUGUGAACGACGUGGUGAUGCACCACACUGUGCUAAUUCCUGGGCGCCGCCACGUUACCCACCUUCCGCUUCGAAACGUCAAAGUUGUCCUCUUCAAUGUUACUAUUCGACCUUCCCCAACCCCCACGAGUGACAUUGAAGUCACUGUCAAGGUCGACUCGGAAACGUAUCACUCAGUGAUGGCGCCAUCGACGUCGGGACUUGUUCAAGAGGCCGAGAUGGCUGGGUGGACCGCGGUCACCAAGCGUUUGAAGUCUUGUGGUGUGCAAAUGGUCCUCUCUCAGAAGAAGAUCCCCGCAUUCCUGGCAGCACGUUUGAGCGACGUCGGCAUCGCAUCCAUCGAACGCUUGUCGAUUCAACACAUCGGUUGGCCACACGGACCAGGGCAAAUUUGGUUACCAAACGUUUUGUGCAGAUGCAGUACAAGCUGUGACUGGAGCAGCUAUUCUAAGCGACUGGACGGCGACGGAAUUGAAAGAAGCGGACCUUGGAAUGCUCGAUCACGCUUACGCCCUCGAACUCUCUGGCGUGACGUAUAUUGCGUUGACGUGCGAUCCGGCAUCUCCAGGAAAGAGCGCGGCACUGAUGGAACGAACACGACCAAUGUCGACGAUAGCAAUGGAUGUCAUCGAUGACAUGGCGCUUGAAGAAACCGAUCACGUCGUCCAAGUACGACGAAUGCGAUCCGAGUGCGAUGAUGAUUAUCGACAUAGGCAGCUAUGCAAGUGCUAACCAACUUGGUGAUGGAGCCGGCAGUGUGUACAGGCGCAGGUGAGACAGAAAGGGCGAUCGUGCGGCGAUUGAGUCGUCGCUCAGCCGGUCUUACGGCUGACGAAACCAAGCACCAACCUGCGUGUCGAGGACUGAAGCGAGUCGUGGACACUUUUGUCGAAGCGUUGGCGAGUUGUAUUGUGCCUGAGGACAACACGAGUCCUGCGGUGAAUGUGUUGGACUCGGCUGCUGCGAAAUCGAGCGCAAUCGCGACUGCAGUCUCUCUCGUCGCGACGUUGCUCCGCGUGGACGGCGCGAUCUUCACGGGCCACGCACAAGAACUGAACCAAUCGCGUUGGAAGGAUAAUUGAGUGGCCAAUCAAGUGCAAGCAACGAGUGCGAAU
Messenger RNA from Aphanomyces invadans, 1748 nucleotides. RefSeq lists its product as hypothetical. Gene Ontology annotation, molecular function: ATP binding. The record is from RefSeq and is a predicted model, not a curated record. Bases 18 to 1268 code for a protein of 416 amino acids. The transcript has 8 exons. Lineage: Eukaryota; Oomycota; Saprolegniomycetes; Saprolegniales; Verrucalvaceae. Gene Ontology annotation, cellular component: cytoplasm; nucleus; kinociliary basal body. Gene Ontology annotation, biological process: protein folding; developmental process; cilium assembly.